Linum trigynum is the source of this 471-nucleotide messenger RNA. NCBI's taxonomy places the organism in Eukaryota, Viridiplantae, Streptophyta, Magnoliopsida, Malpighiales, Linaceae. The record is from the annotation of a GenBank genome assembly.
AUGCCAAAGACUUUGGUGACUACAGUGGACCAGCAGACCAUUAUGAGCUUUAAGAUCCUCCAAGGUGAAAGAACUCUAGCCAAGGACUGCCUUCAGCUUGGAAGUUGUACUUUUCGCGGCAUUCCACCGGCUCCAAGGGAUGUUGCUCAAUUGGAGGUCACGUUUGAGGUCAAUGCAGAUGGAAUACUAAGUGUAGUUAGUCUAAACAAAGCGACAAGGGAAUCUCAAACCUUGGUUUUUGACGAUUACAAAGGGAAUUUGACAAAGGAAGAAGUCGAGAAGAUGAUAAGGGUGGCAGCGGAGACGGCCGAGGAAGACAAAAAGGCGAAAGAGCGUAUUGAAGUGAGGAACCGCUUGGAGAGGUACAUGUAUGAUGUCAAGCACGCUCUAGGUCUAGGCCAUGUUAACGUCUGUUGGGAUCAACGUGACAAGACCAAUGUAGGGAUUGCAUUGAGAGAAGCUUCAGACUGA